UUUACUCUUUUUUCACAACAACAAUGGCUGAGGAGGUGACACUGCUGGAUUUCUGGGCAAGCCCUUUUGGCAUGAGAGUGAGAAUAGCAUUGGCAGAGAAGGGAGUGAAGUAUGAGUACAGUGAACAGGACUUGAGGGACAAGAGUGCAUUGCUUCUUCAGAUGAACCCAGUGUACAAGAAGAUUCCAGUUCUCGUCCACAGAGGAAAACCAGUUUGUGAGUCCCUUAUUAUUGUUCAGUAUAUUGAUGAUGUGUGGAGGGACAAGGCUCCUUUGCUACCUUCUGAUCCUUACGAGAGAGCUCAGUCCAUGUUCUGGGCUGAUUUUAUUGAUAAAAAGAUACAUGAUCUUUCUAGGAAGAUAUGGACAACAAAAGGAGAAGAACUAGAGGCGGCAAAGAAGGGUUUCUUUGAAUGCCUUGAGUUAUUGGAGGGAGAACUAGGAGAGAAGCCUUAUUUUGGGGGUGAGACUCUGGGGUAUGUGGAUAUUGCCUUUCUUCCUUUCUGUUGCGGGUUUUCUACUUAUGAGACCAUCGGAAACUUCAGCAUAGAAGCUCAAUGCCCCAAGAUCAUUGCAUGGGCUAACAGGUGCCUGCAAAAAGAGAGUGUAGCCAAGCCUCUUGCAGAACCUGGAAAGGUCCACGAGUUGGUUUUGGAGAUAAGGAAGAGCCUUGGGUUUGAUUGAUGAGAAGGAUAUGGUCAAGGCAGUAAGAUGUUUUUUUAUUUUUAUUAGUAGUUCAUGUGGUUGAUCUCCAUGUUGGGGUUGUUUCUCUUACAAAUAAUAUUGAACUUUCUGUGCGUAAUUCUGUGGCACUUGGCUUUGCGAUGUGUGCUUUGAAGCUUUUCCUUGAAUCUGAACUAGCUGCCAUUUUCUUGGAUCUGUACUAGUUGGUAUUUAUAUUUGAUGUGCUAAUUUUUGCUCGGAAAAGAGAAGGAAUGAGAAUUUAUU
Populus euphratica (Euphrates poplar) is the source of this 947-nucleotide messenger RNA. RefSeq names its product probable glutathione S-transferase. The record is from RefSeq and is a predicted model, not a curated record. Bases 24 to 683 code for a protein of 219 amino acids. Gene Ontology annotation, molecular function: glutathione transferase activity. Gene Ontology annotation, biological process: glutathione metabolic process. NCBI's taxonomy places the organism in Eukaryota, Viridiplantae, Streptophyta, Magnoliopsida, Malpighiales, Salicaceae. Gene Ontology annotation, cellular component: cytoplasm. The transcript is spliced from 2 exons.